Molecule: messenger RNA, 1500 nt
Organism: Meriones unguiculatus (Mongolian gerbil)
Lineage: Eukaryota; Metazoa; Chordata; Mammalia; Rodentia; Muridae
Gene: Supt3h
Product: SPT3 homolog, SAGA and STAGA complex component
Exons: 12
Coding region: 274-1395 (373 amino acids)
Biological process (GO): transcription by RNA polymerase II
Molecular function (GO): protein heterodimerization activity; transcription coactivator activity
Source: RefSeq, a predicted model, not a curated record
GGGUCGGCCCGUCCGUCUAGUUUCCCCAGGCUUCGCUACCCCCGCCCCGCCCCUCAUAGUGGCGUUCUCGCCAUCUUGCGGCCCCCCUCCCCCAGCCUAGCUCAGUCACCUUUUCCCUUUCUACAGCCUCUGGCCCCCAACUCUCCUCCCCACCCCCACCCCCCCGCCCUUCGUGUCCCGGGGCCGCCGCCGCCGCAGACACCGCGCCAUCUCUGUCCCCUCUCAGUCUCCACGCGGGACGCGCAGCCGUGCCUCCACGUGUCUUAAGCAGAGAUGAAUAAUACUGCAGCUAGCCCGAUGUCUACUGCUACUUCAAGCAGCGGAAGAAACACGGGGAAAGCUAUAAGCUUCGCUGCGGAGUUGCAGAGCAUGAUGUUUUCUUUAGGUGAUGCUAGGAGGCCUCUCCAUGAAACAGCAGUUUUGGUAGAAGAUGUGGUUCAUACACAACUAAUUAACUUGUUGCAGCAAGCUGCAGAAGUCUCUCAGCUGCGGGGAGCAAGGGUGAUCUCUCCUGAAGAUCUUCUGUUCUUGAUGCGAAAAGAUAAGAAAAAACUUAGAAGACUUCUAAAAUACAUGUUCAUCCGAGACUACAAAUCGAAGAUCAUCAAAGGCAUUGACGAGGAUGACCUCCUAGAAGAAAAACUGAGUGGCAGCAGCAGUACAAACAAGAGACAGAAAGUUGCUCAGGACCUGAUAAACUCUAUUGAUCAGACAGGAGAACUUCUGGCAAUGUUUGAAGACAACGAACUUGAUGAUGUUAAACAGGAAAGAAUGGAGAGAGCGGAAAGACAGACUCGAACUAUGGAUUCAGCUCAAUAUGCAGAGUUCUGUGAAAGCCGACAGCUAAGUUUCUCCAAAAAAGCUUCUAAAUUUCGAGACUGGCUGGACUGUGGCAGCAUGGAGAUAAAGCCCAAUGUUAUAGCUAUGGAAAUUCUGGCAUAUUUGGCAUAUGAAACAGUGGCACAGUUGGUGGAUCUCGCUCUCCUUGUGAGGCAAGAUAUGGUUUCCAAGGCCGGGGAUCCCUUCAGCCAUGCCAUUUCUGCAACCUUCAUUCAGUAUCACAACUCUGCUGAGGUGUCCUGUUUGAAGUCCAGCCCAGACUCUCCUGAGAACACACCACCUCCUACGCCAACAGCUCCCUCUUCUGGAUCACAGCAUUCAGGGAGAGCCGCAUCCAGUUCCCUGGGGAAUGGAAACACAGGACAAGACUGUGCCAAAACCAAGCAGAGGAAGAGGAAAAAGAGCACCGCGGCCUGUGGUGUCGAGACUCACAGCGAUGCCAUCCAGCCCUGCCACAUCAGAGAAGCCAUUCGACGCUACGGCCACAAGAUUGGCCCUCUUUCCCCAUUCACAAGUGCCUACCGAAGGAGUGGGAUGGCUUUCCUGGCUUGCUGAGGGGACCAUGGCUGUGCCUGCUGCACAGAGAGGGAGUGGCACGCCGAGCUCAUUCUUCCCUGUUCCGGCUGAAAAUAAAAUAUAAAUUUACCUUCUCCUGCCCUA